CCGCCCGCCGGUGGACCGACCGCCUGGGGCCGGGGUCCCUCCUCCCGCACGGGUCGGCGCUGUCAGGCCCGUGCAGGCAGCGGCUGUGCCGCAGGCGGCGGCGCGCCGAGCUCCUCACGGCUGGGGCUGUGAGAGGCUUCUUGCCUCGGUGGACACCCUGGGGUGGGUGUCCAGGCGCGGGGGGGGGGGAAUGGUUCCUGCCCUGCGUGCUCCAGCCACCCGCUGACUUUGCUGGCUGUGGUCUCCUCUUGCUUCUCGUCCUCCCCUUGCUGCCUGCCCAGUGCAUGCUUCCUGGCUGGAAAGUCCUCCGUGUCUGUGGAAGCCACGGACCCUGGUGUUGCCCAGGGUCUGCCCAGCUCCCCUUCCUCUCGCUGCCCCGUUUUCUGCCGGUGGGACCCUGCUCGCCGUGCCUGGCAGGCAGAGCCGCCCUGCACACAGCUCCCCGCUGCUUCGCAGCUGGCACAGCAGCCCUGCAGCGGGGGUCUGCCCUGGCCGCCUGUUUUUUUGUGGGAUCUUUUUUGGUAUUUGAGGGUGUUGAGGCUUUUGGUGUGGGUUUUUCUUUUCGGACUGUGACACUAGAUGUGAAAGUUUAACGGUACUAAUGGGGGGCUGUGAUGGCUGCCCCCAGUCUGGCUGAGCAAGCAGUUCUUUGGUUCAGGCAUCACCAACAAGCAAGCCUGGCAGAUAACCACCCUGUGGGACAAACAGAACAGUGCGAGGCCACAUCUUCUCAGGCACCAAGGACCCUUGGGUACAUCUUAUCGGGAGAUAACAGCAUAAGCCUGCGCUGAGACUAGACAAAAAUAAAGCUUCCUCAGCUGCAGACAUUCUCAGUCACCAAGGCGGGGUUUCACUACAGUCCAUCACUUCACACUAUAAAUACCUGUAGCUUCCUUGAGCCCACUGAGUUCUCCUGCGUGGCAGCAGGCUGCACAGCAGUGAUCUCCUCUUCAGCAGAGACGCUUUCAAGGUUACUUCUCGAGGCUGAGAGAUCCUUUAGCCGGCAUCUGAUAUCUACAGCGAGACUUUGUCUGUAGGGAUUGAGGGACAUCUUGAAGGAGGGCUGGUGUUUCCCCCUGUGCAUGUGCUCUUUUUGGCUGUCCUGCUCAGAUGUCGCACCUAGAGGAACUGUCUGCCCUGCUAGAUGAGGACCUUCUUGACUUCAUACUGAAGGAUGGUGCUCCUUUACCUGAAAUCCCAGGGGAGGAGAACAAUCUGUUGGAUAUCUCUGGCCUGCUAGACCCUGGGCUCCUGGACAAGGACACUGAGGAUAUGAUCAACUCCAUGCUAAGACACUUAAAAGAUGAACCAAGCACACUGCAGGAUUGUUUGCCUAUUGACAGUGACAGCAGCCCUUCUGAGGAUCAGCAUCUGUCCCAAAGCUCUAGCAGCAACUUUGCUAGCAGCCACAACGUGCAGGUUGAUCACAGCUAUUCCUGCCAUCUGGAUGAGCCUAUGCCAGAAUGCACGAGGUCUGACACGACAGAAGAUAGUUCCAGUGACCACAGGGCACGGAUGGGUUUGGAAAAUCCAAGCGGGACACUAGGACAGAGCUCCAGUUUCCCAACUGCUACUGCUGGGGAUGCCGAACACCACCAGCUUGUGCCUGGAGCCACUAUGCAGGUACUGACUGCCAUGCUUUUUGAGUUCCCAGAGCUGUUCCUGACAGAGGAGGAGAGACAGUUCCUGGAGAAUGGUCUUUCAUUACCACCCUGUCUGUCACUGGGCGAAGCUGAAGACCAGCUUCUGAAGGACACGUCUCAGAAUACCCAGAACAAGCAGCCAGCCCAGAGUAGUCAACACAGGAAGAAAAGCAACAUGAAUGGCUUGGAAAACAGGAUGGAAGCUCAAAACCAGGAGCUGGAGAAGAAGGUACAGCUGCUGCAGGAGCAGAACAAGUUACUGCUCGGGAAGUUGCAAAAACUUCAAGCCUUGGUGAGACAGUUUGCCAAGAGAACUACCACAGUGAAAACCAUGGUUGUAAUUCUGUCCCUCUAUCUGCUUUUCUCCCGCAACAUCUCUGUGUUGCAGGGCACUGAGCAACAGCUGGACCCAAGGGUGCUGCCACAGGAGAACCAUGAGUUCCCAAACCAGGUGGUGGCUGUUGUACAGGAGGACGCUGUGAUGGAGGAGUUGACCGCAGCACCUGAGGACCCCUCAAUGUCAGGAGUCCUCAGUCAGUUAUGGGAAGUGUUGCAGAGUCAAUCCAACAUUGAUCCCGCAUCUGUUUUGAAUAACAUCUCAUCCUGUGACCUUCCUGCAGCAGCGGGCUCCGAGCUGGGCACUCCCCAGCCUGAGGAGCAGUGUCCUGAGACUUACAUGUUGCAGGUGCCAAUGGAGUGGGCCGUCAAGGAGCAGGAGGGGGUGGAACAUGCUGUCCCAGCUGUCAGCGGGCAGCAGCAUGCUGAUAAGGUUAACGCCACCACCUCCUGCUUCUUGGGGUGAAGCUGAGCACCCUGUCAGUCAGGGACAAACAGAGCUGCAUUGACAUAAUAUAUUGAAGCAGAAUCUUCUGAAUACUCUCCCAAUUGCUGGCAGCUCAGAGGGUUUACUAGGGAGGAACUGUUUUAGAGUUGACCUGUCAGAUACUCUACUCUCUCUGUCUUUAGAAGGACUCUUAUCUAAGAAGGGGUAGGAGACUUUAGGAACUUUACUACACUGCAGACAUGGCUAGCAGCAUGCGGUGCGUCCUGUGGCUUUCUGGGAUAGAUUGUGGCAUAGAGGGUGAAGGUGGUUAGCCCAUAGUUGGUCUCACUGGGUGUAGUGGGUAAUGGAGGCUGCUGUCCUGCUUUUUUCCUGCUCAGGUGGAGGUGAACAGGCUAGGUCUUGCACCUGUUACUGUGUCUGGUGGCCACAAGCAUUGGUCCAUUGUCCCUUUCCCUUAAUCCUGCAGUCUUGCCUGAUUUCUAGGUGCGAGAUAACGAGCUAAUCUUCAGUGCCCUCACAGGGAGUG
Molecule: messenger RNA, 2953 nt
Organism: Athene cunicularia (burrowing owl)
Lineage: Eukaryota; Metazoa; Chordata; Aves; Strigiformes; Strigidae
Gene: CREB3
Product: cAMP responsive element binding protein 3
Exons: 10
Coding region: 1111-2445 (444 amino acids)
Biological process (GO): regulation of transcription by RNA polymerase II
Cellular component (GO): nucleus
Molecular function (GO): DNA-binding transcription factor activity, RNA polymerase II-specific; RNA polymerase II cis-regulatory region sequence-specific DNA binding
Source: RefSeq, a predicted model, not a curated record